CUUUACCAAGGGCAAAUCUCAGAAAACAGAAUAACUUAUUUCCAAUAAAAAUAUUUCUUGUCAUAGCACGGAAAAUGAAUGUAUAUUUCCUGUCAUAGUAUAGCCCCUUUGGAUACAUUAAGGCAACACCAGUAACCAAUUAGCAGACAAUUGUGAUGGUCCCGCUGAUCGAGUCUCAUGCGAGUUGUUAAUUCAUUCAAAAUUUCAAUUACAAAAUCAUAUUUAAAUUGCAGGCUGUUGAGAGAAAUGGUGGAGGAAAUGUUUUGUAUUCAUAAAUGUGUCCUCAGUUGAUGUGGAAAUAAUGCUCCUAUUGCUUGUUAUUAUUGACAUAUUAACUUUUCGCCACAAGAUGGCAGAAUGGGACAUAAUUGUCUAAAGUGCUACUUUUAUUACUUCUUUGUGUUUGACUGUGAUGACUUUGAUUUGUGGGAUUGCCUGUGAAGACAGCAAUGAGAGAGGAUGUAUCCGCAUGUCAAUGGAAAUUAAAUAAGCCGAGUUUUGGCUAAAAGACAACUUAUUCUCCGUCAGUUCUUCCUACGAAUGCAACGUUGAGCUGCAACCACCUCAACAGGUUAUGGGCCCAGGAGUCAUUCGAAGGUAAAGUCAGUUUCAGGUUACCUCGACUGGCAUUUGACGGAGAUGAAGCUAAAUAUGAACUCUGGGAAACUAAAAUGUUGGGACAUUUUCAUCUAAUCGGGCUAAAGAAGACAGUGCUGGUAGGACCAGUCACUGAAGCAGAGAGAGAAAAUGAUGAAAUGAAAAAUGCAGACGCGUAUGCUGAAAUGAUACAACUUCUUCUUGAUGAUAAAAGCCUUUCAUUAAUAAUGAGAGAUACGCCAAAUGACGGAAGAAAAGCUCUGAAAAUAUUAAGAGAAUAUUAUGCUGGGAAGGGAAAACCCAGGAUUAUAAACUUGUACACCAUGCUAACAUCUCUUCAAAAGGGAAAAGAAGAAAGCAUAGUGGACUACAUAAUAAGAGCUGAGACCGCCAUCACAGCAUUGCGAAAUGCAGGUGAAACAUUGGGAGAUGGUCUACUUAUCGCAAUGGUCUUGAAGGGGCUGCCAGAAAGUUACAAGCCAUUUACCAUUCAUGUGGCGCAUACCGAUGAGAACAUGACAUUUGCAGAAUUCAAAACCAAACUCCGAAGUUUUGAAGAAACGGAAAAGUUAAAUGCAGCAGAAACAAGCGAGAGAGUGAUGAAGACUAAAGCAAGAGCUUCAAAGCAAACCACAAAAGCAAACGCUCGUGACCGGAUCAAAGACGACGCAGAGUUGGUGUGCUUCAAAUGUGGUAUCAAAGGUCACCGUGCAAAAUCAUGUCGACAAAAGACAUGGUGUAGUCGGUGCAAAACGGACACGCACAAAGACACCACUUGCAGACGCAAGGAAGAACCGGACAGAGCGAGAAAAAUUGCUGAAGAUGGAGAUCCUGACUUCGUGUUCAAGGUGAGAGAUGAACAGCCCGACACCAGGCGGCAGGAUACACACAGCAUCUGGGAACGAGGUCUAAUGGUGGACACGGGAGCGACAUCUCAUGUCAUCACUGACGUGACCAAGUUCAAAAGCUUCCAGGAGACGUUCAAACCAGAGAACCACAGCGUCGAGUUGGCAGAUGGUACCAGGUGCAGUGGAGUCGCACUCAAAAGAGGAGAUGCGGAGUGGUACCUGAUUGACAACGGAUGACAUGAUAGCUGAUAUCAUGACAAAACCUGUAACAAAGUUAAAAUUGAAGAAGUUUGACAAUGUUAUUUUUGGAAUUUGAAAUGUAAAAUUUCAGUUGGUUGUUAAAAAGGCAUAAACAUGACAACAAGUGGGGGUGUUGAGAGAAAUGGUGGAGGAAAUGUUUUGUAUUCAUAAAUGUGUCCUCAGUUGAUGUGGAAAUAAUGCUCCUAUUGCUUAUUAUUAUUGACAUAUUAACUUUUCGCCACAAGAUGGCAGAAUGGGACAUAAUUGUCUAAAGUGCUACUUUUAUUACUUCUUUGUGUUUGACUUUGAUGACUUUGAUUUGUGGGAUUGCCUGUGAAGACAGCAAUGAGAGAGGAUGUAUCCGCAUGUCAAUGGAAAUUAAAUAAGCCGAGUUUUGGC
This is a messenger RNA of Corythoichthys intestinalis (scribbled pipefish), 2084 nucleotides long. RefSeq lists its product as uncharacterized. NCBI's taxonomy places the organism in Eukaryota, Metazoa, Chordata, Actinopteri, Syngnathiformes, Syngnathidae. The record is from RefSeq and is a predicted model, not a curated record. The transcript has 2 exons. Bases 672 to 1682 code for a protein of 336 amino acids. Gene Ontology annotation, molecular function: zinc ion binding; nucleic acid binding.